UGGGAGGUGGAGGCGGAUGCAUGGGGCGGGGCUAAGGAAGAGUGGGGCGGGGCUUGCGAGGAAAUCGACCCUCACCGCCCAGACGGGGCGGAGCCGCGCGGCCUUGUGUAGUCCGGGCGCGGGUCGUAAAGGUGGCGAGGAGCGCGAAGCGGAAGGUAAAUGUGCGCGGAACGAGUUCCAGUGCUGGGACGGGAAGUGCAUCUCCUACACGUGGGUGUGCGACGGCAGCGCCGAGUGCCCGGACGGCUCGGACGAGUCCCAGGACACGUGCCUGGCUGCCACCUGCAAAUCGGGCGACUUCAGCUGCGGGGGCCGCUUGAACCGCUGCAUUCCCAACUCCUGGCGAUGCGACGGCCACGAGGACUGCAACAACGGUGCCGACGAGCGAGGCUGUCCCGCCAAGACGUGUCCUGAGGACGAGUUCCGCUGCCAGGACGGCCGGUGCAUCUCCCAGCAGUUCCUCUGCGACGGGGACCGCGACUGCGCGGACGGCGCGGACGAGGCUGCCUGCUCGGUGGCCACCUGCAGCCCCGGCGACUUCCAGUGCAACACCUCAGCCUGCGUUCCCCAGCUGUGGGCCUGCGACGGGGACCGCGACUGCGCGGACGGCUCGGACGAGUGGCCGCAGCACUGCGGGGGCCGGGACACGUCAGCGCCCCGGGGCGACAGCGGGCCCUGCUCCUCGCUGGAGUUCUACUGCCGCAGUGGCGAGUGCAUCCACAGCAGCUGGCGCUGUGACGGAGGCCCCGACUGCAGGGACAAGUCCGACGAGGAGGGCUGCGCGGUGGCCACCUGCCGCCCGGACGAGUUCCAGUGUGCGGACGGCAGCUGCAUCCACGGCAGCCGGCAGUGCGACCGGGAGCACGACUGCAAGGACAUGAGCGACGAGGUCGGCUGCGUCAACGUGACACUUUGCGAGGGCCCGGACAAGUUCAAGUGCCACACCGGAGAGUGUAUCACGCUGGACAGGGUGUGCAACGGGGCCCGGGACUGCCGAGACUGGUCAGACGAGCCCCUCAAGGAGUGUGAGACCAAUGAAUGCUUGGACAACAAUGGGGGCUGCUCCCACAUCUGCAACGAUCUCAAGAUCGGGUACCAGUGUCUGUGCCCCAGUGGCUUCCACCUGGUGGACCAGCAGCAGUGCAAAGACAUUGAUGAGUGUCAGGACCCCGACGCCUGCAGUCAGCUGUGCGUGAACCUGGAGGGGAGCUACAAGUGCGAGUGCGAGGACGGCUUCCACAUGGACCCCAGCACCAAGACCUGCAAGGCCGUGGGCUCCGUCGCCUACCUCUUCUUCACCAACCGCCACGAGGUGCGGAAGAUGACGCCGGACCGCAGCGAGUACACCAGCCUCGUCUCCAACCUGAAGUACGCGGUGGCCCUGGACGCCGAGGUGGCCAGCAACCGGCUCUACUGGUCCGACCUGUCCCAGAGGAAGAUCUACAGCACCCAGAUCGACAGGGCCCCCGGCCCGUCCGCCCAUGACACGGUCAUCAGCGGAGACCUGCAGGCCCCCGACGGGCUGGCCGUGGACUGGGUCCACGGCCACAUCUACUGGACCGACUCUGUCCCCGGCACGGUGUCUGUGGCCGACACCAGGGGCGUGAAGAGGAGGACUUUGUUCCAGAAGAAAGGCUCCAAGCCCAGGGCCAUCGUGGUGGACCCCAUGCACGGCUUCAUGUACUGGACAGACUGGGGGACCCCCGCCAGGAUCGAGAAAGGGGGCCUGAACGGCGUGGACAUCUACUCGCUGGUGACCGAAAACAUCGAGUGGCCCAACGGCAUCACACUGGAUCUCUCUAGCGGCCGCCUGUACUGGGUUGACUCCAAACUCCACUCCAUCUCCAGUAUCGACGUCAAUGGCAGGAACAGGAAGACCAUCUUGGAGGACGAGAAGCGGCUGGCCCACCCUUUCUCCUUGGCCAUCUUCGAGGACAAAAUAUUCUGGACGGAUAUCAUGAAUGAAGCCAUUUUCAGUGUCAACCGCCUCACAGGCCUGGAUGUCCAUCUAGUGGCUGAAAACCUGUCGUCACCUGAGGACAUCGUCCUGUUCCACAGCGUCACACAGCCAAAAGGGGUGAACUGGUGUGAGAGGACGGCCCUCCCCAACGGUGGCUGCCAGUACCUGUGUCUGCCGGCCCCGCAGAUCAGCCCCCACUCCCCCAAGUUCACCUGUGUGUGCCCCGACGGCCUGGUGCUGGCCAGGGACAUGAGGAGCUGCCUCACAGAGGCCGAGCCUGCCGUGACCCCCUCAGUGCCACCCACUGCCAGGCCAAAGCACACGGAUGAGCGCCCCACCCUCAGCACGCCCGGGCAGCCUGUGGCCACCCCUGGGCUCACCACGGCGAAGUCAGCGACGAUAUCCCACCCAGACGUGGGCAGUGCUGCUGGCAGAGGGGACGAGAAGCCGCGCAGCGUGGGGGCUCUGACCAUCGCCCUCCCUAUCGGGCUGGUCGUUCUCCUCUGCCUCGGUGCCUUCCUGCUCUGGAAGAACUGGCGGCUCAAGAGCAUCAACAGCAUCAACUUCGACAAUCCCGUGUACCAGAAGACCACGGAGGACGAGGUACACAUCUGCCGCAACCAGGACGGCUACACCUACCCCUCGAGACAGGUGGUCAGCCUGGAGGACGACAUGGCAUGAACCUGAGAGCCCUGCCCUCCUGGGACCAGGAAGGACCCUUUCUCCCAGCCCUGCCCCCC
Molecule: messenger RNA, 2700 nt
Organism: Chinchilla lanigera (long-tailed chinchilla)
Lineage: Eukaryota; Metazoa; Chordata; Mammalia; Rodentia; Chinchillidae
Gene: Ldlr
Product: low density lipoprotein receptor
Exons: 18
Coding region: 17-2641 (874 amino acids)
Molecular function (GO): protein binding; calcium ion binding
Source: RefSeq, a predicted model, not a curated record